AUGACAUCAAUGGCUCUUCCUUUUCGCCAACAUUGCCUACUCCCCAUUUCUUCUUCAUCUCCUCCACAUUCAAAAUCAAUUCUUUUCCCCCAAAAUGCCAUUCCUCGUACACUUUCUUCUCGCCGGAGCUCUCCCAAGUUUUCCGCCGGUCGUCACAUUCUAAAUUCGCCUCCGACGCAAUUCACCAUAAAUCAUCGGAAACCCAUUUCGCAGAAUGGCUCUCUCUACUCACCUUUACCUGUCAGAUGCAGAGACCAUGACGAACUUCGGUCAACUAUCGUUUCUUCCGAGCUCGCCGAUGACGAAAAGGCCGAAACUUUACAGAAAGUCAAGGAUUUGGAGAUUACCCACGAAACGAAGAAAGGAAAGAGUUUCUGGGCUGCCGUUACUUUGAUCAUCGGAACCGCCGUUGGACCGGGAAUGCUCGGUCUCCCAGCUGCAACAAUCAGAUCUGGCUCGAUCCCAUCGACCAUCGCUUUACUCUGUUCAUGGGUUUACGUAAUCUCCUCCAUUCUUCUCGUCGCCGAGCUCAGCUUCGCAGCCAUGGAAGAAGACAAUGCAGCAGAGGUUAGCUUCACAGGGCUUGCAACCAAAUCCUUCGGGAACAAAUUCGGAGUCUUUGUGGCUCUUGUCUAUGCUUCACUGAGUUUCUCUUUGAUGGUUGCUUGCGUCUCCGGUAUUGGCUCCAUUGUCUCUCAAUGGUUUCCUUCCAUGAACCCAUUCUUGGCCAAUGCUAUGUUCCCUCUAGUCUCCGGAAUCUUGAUCGGAUUCUUCCCAUUCGAUGCCAUUGAUGUCACCAACAGGUGUCUCUGCUUCCUCAUGCUCUUCUCUAUAACUUCACUUGUAGCCAUUGGUUUAUCUGUAGCUAGGUCCAACGUGUUAGCCUCAUUUGGUCAGUCUUGUUGGAGAGUCUCAGCGGUUUUGCCUGCGGUUCCUGUUAUGGUGCUGACGCUAGGGUUCCAUGUCAUCACUCCUUUCAUAUGCAAUCUCGCAGGGGACUCGGUUUCAGAUGCUCGGAGAGCUAUUCUUGUAGGCGGUGUUGUGCCGUUGGUUAUGGUGUUGUCAUGGAAUCUCAUUGUUCUGGGGCUUGCAAGAAUCAAUGUCACUGUGCUUUCUUCAUCUAUUGACCCAAUCUCUCUUCUUCUGUCUGUGAACCCUUCUGCUUUAUCUGCUGUUCAAGGCUUUGCUUUCUCAGCCUUAGCCACCAGUUUAAUCGGUUACGCUGUUAGCUUCCCGAAGCAGCUUCUUCAUACAUGGAAGCUCGUGUCUAAGCAAUCAAAUGGAAAUGGAAAAGGAAGAAUUGGUUUGGUAAGUUUCUCAUCGGAGGAAAGUAGUGGGAGAGUUUCAUACAGUGAACCAGCAAGAGCUCGUGAUGGAUUCGAAGCAGUAGUGAUGCUGUUUGUGCUUGGAGUUCCAGCUCUAAUAGCAACAUUCUUCCCCUCAACGUUCUCGAGAGCUCUGGAUUUUGCAGGUGUUUAUGCAAACUGCUUCCUCUUUGGUGUCCUCCCUCCUGCGAUGGCUUAUAUUCAACAGUCCAGAAAGAAGCUUAGGUCGUGUGUUCUUCCGGGAGGCAACUUGACCUUGUUGAUAUUAUUUGUAAUCGCUAUUGUUCUGGGAAUAUGGCAUUAG
Microthlaspi erraticum is the source of this 1629-nucleotide messenger RNA. The record is from the annotation of a GenBank genome assembly. Lineage: Eukaryota; Viridiplantae; Streptophyta; Magnoliopsida; Brassicales; Brassicaceae.